UUUCAAUUCGGAAUGAGUGAUGACAUAAGAUAGAGGUUUUAAAACAUAAAAAUCCAACGUGCGUUAAAAAAAAGUAAAUAUUGAUGGCGAUAUCAAAGAUAGAUAAACACUAUUUGCGUGAUAUCGGACUUUUGGCGUCGAUCGUUUAAGUCUGCAAGCGACCACGAAUAGGAGCCUUUGGAAAGCUGAAAUGCAACACAGUGCGCACUAGAUAUAGUGACUGCAAACUGCAGAGUACUUAUAGGCAUUGCGCAGGCUCACUGCUGCGAACUGCCACAAUGAACGAAUGAGAUAUGCACGGAAAGAGUGUGUCUGGCGUCUCGUUAGUCGUUGUCUCGUUUGGCUUUUCUAGUCAGUGUGAUCUGCGCUGCAGAAUGUAGUUAUAGCCGUACGUUACUUAGAUCUACUCGACGAGUUAAACAGUGCGUGGGUGCCGCGAGUAGGCGCGCCACUAAUUGUAAUCGCUGUAGCUUAUGCGCCAGCGUAUUCUUACUCGAAUUACCUCCUCGAUGAAUUUAUACAUUUAGAGCAUUAUUUGCUCGAUCCAGAACUGCUGCUAGUGCGCCUGCUACUGGUUUUGUCAUCCAGGAGACCCUUGCGCACACAUCUUACACAAAAAAAUGGCUUUCAACUUCCCUGGAAUGCCAGCUCCCGCUAUGUCUGCCAUGGGUAUGGGGCCAAUAGGACCUUUAACUACUCUACCUGGAGCACAAAAUUUUAUAGAACUAGCCAGUCAAGGAUUUCCACCUAUGCCACCCCCCAUAUCAAUACCUGGAAUGAACGAUUCUCCUUUGGAGUUCAGUACCAACAAAAAUCAACCUGUUAUAAGAGAAGCUUCUGAUGAUAAUGAUAGAAGAAGUGACAAAAGUGAUGGUCGAAGAGACAGGGAUACAAGAGACAUACGGGAUAAUAAUAGGAGACCUAGAGGAGAUCGUGACAGACGUGAUCGAGAUAGAGAUCGUAGAGAUGACAGAAAUGAUAGAGACAGAAGAGAUGACAGACGAAAUGAUGACAGAGAAAAUGUGAUAACUGCCACAAAUAAUAGUCAUAGUAAUAACACUGUGACUUCCACAUCAAACUCAUCAACUAAUGCUCCAGGACUGGGACCAGCUCUGGAUCCAUCGUCAGGAGUCUGGAGCGUUGGCAUUGGAUAUCCAAUGAUGGGAAUGGGACCAAUGGGGACUGUAGGACCUUUAAUGGGUGAAAUGCCACUUGGUCCUCACAUAAGUCAUGCUCAUAGUUAUGGACCUAUGGGAAUGAGCAUGAUUCCUCAUGAAAGUGCCAUGAUGGGGACUCCCAUACUAAAUCCAGAACAGAUUAUAAAUGAAGCAGCUAGUCAAAUAAUAAGUGGAUCAUUACCUUCUUCUGUAUCACAAGGCACCAAAGAAAUUAUACAUUGUAAAAGCUGUACUUUAUUUCCUCCAAAUCCCAAUGCUCCACCUCCUACAACAAGAGAAAGACCUCCAGGUUGUAGAACAAUAUUUGUUGGAGGUUUGCCUGAAAAUAUUACAGAAGGUGUAAUUCAAGAAAUAUUUGAGCGGUGUGGAGAAAUAACUACUUUGAGGCUUUCAAAGAAAAAUUUUUGUCACAUUCGUUUCGUUUUAGAAGCUAGUGUUGAUGCAGCAAUUUAUCUAUCUGGCUAUAGAGUUAGAAUUGGUUCAAAUGGUGACUCUGUUAAUACUGGUAGAUUACACGUCGAUUUUGCUCAGGCUAGAGAUGAUCAAUAUGAAUGGGAAUGUAGACAACGACAACUUCAAAGAGAGCAGAGACAUAGAGAACGGGUGGAGAAAGAAAGACAAAGACCACCAUCAAGUCCACCACCUGUGAUUCAUUAUACUGAUCAUGAAGCGUCAAAUAUUUGUGAAAAAAUCAAACAGGAUGAUACUUUUAUGAAAGCUGUGCAAGUUGUUGUAACUUGGCUAGAACGAGGAGAUUGUACUAAACGGAAUGCUACCACGUUUUAUUCAAUGAUUCAAUCAACCAAUUCUCAUGUUCGUCGACUGUUGACUGAAAAAGCGACUUAUGAAGAAGAACUUCAGAAAGCAAAAGAACUAUUGAAAGGAAGAAUGCAAGGAUUGCUCAUACAAUUCAGUCAGAUUGAACGAGUAUUUACCGCGGCGAGCCACAAGAAGGUUUGGGAUCACUUCACCAAGGCACAACGAAAAAACAUUGAAAUGUGGAAGAAACAGUCUUCGGAAAUUAAGGCCAUUCAGCUGGAAGAAACUGUUAUGGAAGGUGAAGGUGAGAUGGAGGUAUCUGAUUCAGAAGAUGAACCUCAACGUAAAAAAUUACGUAAUCAACCGACAGCCAAUGAAGAUUCUGAACGACUGCAAGCUAUCAAAGAAGAAAAUGACAGUUUACGUUGCCAGUUAGAAGCUUAUAAAAAUGAAGUUGAUUUAUUAAAAUCGGAAACCAAAGUUGAUAUUGAUGCUAAAGAAAAACAGAUGAAAAUGUUACAACAGACAUUGAAAGGUAUGCAGGAGCAGUUGAUGCAAUCAAGAAAACAACAAGCUCAAGAUGAUCAGAGAAUCAAAGACUUAACAGUUAAAUUGAAUUUAAGUAAAAAAGAAGAACCUCAAGAAAAUGAAGUCAUUACUUUGGACAAAGAUGAUGAUACGAAUGAUGAACUUACUUCAAAACCAAGUGUAACUCCAUCUGGUUUAUCUCAAAUAAAUCAAAAAGAUGCUAAGCUAAUAGGAUUGAUUGCAAUAUUUUUACACAUUCACCCAUUCGGUGCAAGUUUAGACUACAUUUUUUAUUACCUCCAAAAAAUGGAACCCAACCUUAGACUUAAUGACGUUGAAAGCUUAAUGCAACGGUUUCCUCAUGUAUUCAAGCAGGAGCUGUCAGGAAUAGGCGCUAACAUGGAAAGACGUUGGCAAUUUUCUGGUUUGAAUCCCUACAGAAGCCAAUAAAAUUAUUUGUUAUUUGUUAAUUUACAAGCAAAGUUCUGUGAUCAAUUUGGCUUUGUAAGCAUAUUAAAGAAGAUUGCCUUAAAAUAAUGCAUUACAUUAUUUCAUUUUUAUUGUUUUUUUAAGUUUCAAAAAAU
Molecule: messenger RNA, 3049 nt
Organism: Phymastichus coffea
Lineage: Eukaryota; Metazoa; Arthropoda; Insecta; Hymenoptera; Eulophidae
Product: ecto-NOX disulfide-thiol exchanger 2
Exons: 11
Coding region: 621-2915 (764 amino acids)
Biological process (GO): ultradian rhythm
Cellular component (GO): plasma membrane; external side of plasma membrane
Molecular function (GO): RNA binding; protein-disulfide reductase activity
Source: RefSeq, a predicted model, not a curated record